AUGGUGAAGGCGUCACGUUUGCCCUUCAGCGUGGAGGCCCUCAUGUCGGACAGGAAACCCCAGGAGGACACAGGGACUCGCCAGGGACAAGAAGAUGAACAUGACAUGGUGGAGACUUCUCAACAGCUGCUAUCUGUCAAAUCUGAACGCGUGGAGGGACAGGACCAAUUGUGUUUGACACCUAUCCCCAAGACAACGGCUCCCACUCAGUAUUUGCACUGUCCAACGGCCUGCUCCUUGAGGAAACACAAGAGCAACCGUAAACCUCGAACACCCUUCACCACAGCGCAGCUCGUGGCCCUGGAGAGAAAGUUUUACCAGAAGCAGUACCUUUCCAUCGCUGAACGCGGCCAAUUCUCCUCUUCCCUGUCGCUGUCCGAGACUCAGGUCAAGAUCUGGUUUCAGAACAGACGAGCCAAAGCAAAGAGACUGCAGGAGGCAGAGCUGGAGAAAUUCAAAAUAGUCAGCGGCUUAGGUCCCAAAGCGAUGUUCCAGACAAGUGUGGCCUCUUUUGGGCUGUCUCUGCAGAAAGACUGGUCUGGCCUGGGCACAUUUAGGUCUAGCUCUGUGAUCCCUGCUGUUAAUCUGUCUCUUUACGGCACAUCAGUUGGCCAAAGGCUUCUAUUCUUCACCUGA
Molecule: messenger RNA, 636 nt
Organism: Knipowitschia caucasica
Lineage: Eukaryota; Metazoa; Chordata; Actinopteri; Gobiiformes; Gobiidae
Source: the annotation of a GenBank genome assembly